AUGGGCAAGCCCUUCAUGCCUUUCCAGCAGCUGCUGGGAGUCCUGCCUUCCGCCAGCAAAGACUUGCUGCCCCAGAGCUACAGGGUAACAGACAGACAGACACGCACGCAUAGCAGCAUUGUGGGGACCUAUGACACACAAACACACUUUCCCAUAACACACACACACACAGUUCUGAUACCUGUGUUUUAUUCUUUGCGCAGCACCUGAUGACAUCAGAGAAUUCUAGCAUCAUUGAGUAUUACCCUCUGGACUUCAAGACGGACCUUAAUGGAAAACAACAGGAGUGGGAGGCAGUGGUGCUCAUCCCCUUCAUCGAUGAGGUACGUAGACACACACACACACACAAAUAAAAGUAAAUGACAUACUUCAUACGUGUCUUUGUCUUAUGUUGCUUAUUUAUUUGCGUGUUUCCUUUCCAGAGAUGUUUGCUUGCUGCGAUGGAGCCUUAUAACGAUCACAUGACCAAGGCUGAGAAGGCCCGUAACCGCCACACACAGUGUGCUGUGUACAGCUAUGACACUGAGCUAGACUACCCCUACACCUCCACCCUGCCUGAACUGUUCCCCAACAUCAUGCACUGCCACGUCAGGUGAGACACACACACACAUACACACACACUGAACACACUCACAGAUAUACACACACACACACACACACCUGACGCUAACAUACAGUGAUGUGAUUGGUGUUUUCCAGGGUGACACCAGUUCCCAUGGACACGUGGCACGUGUCGUUGAGCCACGUGGGGCGCAGCAUCAACAGCAGCCAGCUCUACUUCUGUGGCUUCCCCACCUUAAAGCACAUCAGACACAAGGUACCACAGACAGACAGACAGACUACAAUUCGCUACAGUAAAAGCUAGGCUAGUUUGAUGAUAUUUCUCUGACAAGUUGCAAAGUGUGUCGUGUUUCUGGUGCAUGUAUUUCAUGAAACUCGUUCUCUACAAUACCUUGCUACAACAAGUGACUACUUUGUUUGAAAGUUUCAUCACGUCUUUGUAAAGAGGCAUCUUAUUGAUCUGAAUGCCCGGUCUUCAGUCAGCUGUUCUACAACACUCUAAAAUGGGUUAGUUUUGUCUCGUCUUAUGUUAGCUAUUGUAUCUGAACCGGGCCUUAGCAUUCACAUUCCAGCUCAGGUUUCAUCCAUGUUAUGAAGGUGGAUAUUGAUUGUGCACCCGCCGCUUACUCGAUACCCGGGCUUGUAACUGCGCGUUCAUGUCGGAAGUGGCUAGUCGAACGACGAGCUCUUCGUUGAGACAAUGCUCCAACAUCUAUCCCUGGACGAUUCACUGCCACAUCAAAAUGAAACAAAGUUAUCCUGCAUAAUGAUGAUCCACACUUCUUUGACAAUAUAUAUAUAAUAAAUUAUCAACCCUGCAAGCAAUACCAGACUCUAUUAUUAUGAUGGGAGAUUAUAAUACUGUUUUAAAUAGCUCAAUGGACCGUAAAUGAAAUCACACUACAAACUAUCACCCUCAUGCUCUUAAGGAAAUCGUGAAUGUCAUGGAUACAUUAGAACUAGUAGAUAUAUGGAGGCUUAAAUAUCCUGAUCUAGUGAGAUAUACAUGGCAGAGACUUAAUCAAGCUAGUCGUCUUGACUUCUUUCUUAUGUCAUUCUCGUUGGCACCAAAAGUUUAAAAAGUGUUGAUAGGGGACAGAAUGCGGUCGGACCAUCAUAUAAUUGGCAUAUACAUUACUCUUACUGAAUUUCCACGUGGGCGAGGAUAUUGGAAAUUGAAUCAAAGCCUAUUGGAUGAUAACUUGUUUUUAACUAGGACCGAGGAAUUUUUAUAACUGUUUUUUUCCGACAUAACAUAGGUACAGCAAAUCCCCUUAUUGUAUGGGACACUUUUAAAUGUGCCUUUAGAGGCCAUGCAAUUCAGUACUCAUCUCAAAAACAAAAGCAAUUUAGGUCAAAACAGUCCAUAAUAACAAAGGAAAUAGAAGGUCUAACAGAACAGAUAGAUAGCAAUAAAAACUGUAACAUAGAGGCUCAGAAUAAAUUAGAGGAAAAACAAAAAGAAAUGGAGAAACUUAUUCAAGAAAGAUCAAGUGUAAUAUAUUAUUUUAAAAAAGCAAACUGGAUGGAAUAUGUGGGAAAAUGCACCAAAUAUUUUUUUUUUCUCUUCAACAUAGAAAUGCUACCAAAAAUAAUUUACUGAAACUGGUUACAAAUGACGGAGUCACCCAUGAGGAAACAAAGUAUUUUAAGCAUAUGUUUUCGUUUCAGUCGCCUCCAUCUCUUCUAACUGAAGCUAAUUGUCAAGAUUUUUUUUCUAUUGAUAAUGUAAAAUUAACAACCAUACAGAAAGACUCAUGUGAAGGUGAAAUUACAGAGGAGGAACUUCUGGAUGCAAUUAAAGACUAAGUCUGGGAAAACUCCAGGGUUGGAUGGCAUACCAGUCGAGGUAUACCAAACCUUUAUUAAUAUACUCAGAGGACCGUUAUUAGCAUGUUUUAACCACUCCUAUGUAAAUGGUAGAUUAUCAGACACUCAAGAAGGUCUGACUUCAUUAUUACUGAAACAGGAUACAAGUGGAAAAUAUAAAGAUCCAGUCCAUUAAAAAAAUUGAAGGCCCCUUACGCUAGAAUUAAAAAGGUAUUGUCUAAUCAGACAGGUUUUUUACAUGGACGAUACAUUGGAGAUAAUAUAAGGCAAGUACUGGAAACAAUAGAACACUAUGAAAAAUCUGGGAAACCAGGCCUGCUAUUCAUAGCAGACUUUGAAAAGGCAUUUGAUAAAUUACGACUGGGGUUUAUAUAUAAAUGCCUGGAGCAUUUCAAUUUUGGAGAAUCUCUUUAUAAAAUGGGUUAAAAUCAUGUAUAGUAACCCUAGGUGUAAAAUAGUAAAUAAUGGCUAUUUCUCAGAAAGUUAUAAACUGUCAAGAGGAGUGAAACAAAGUUGUCCACUAUUGGCAAAUCUAUUUAUUAUGGCCAUCGAAAUGUUAGCUAUUAAAAUCAGAUCCAACAAUAAUAUCAAGGGAUUAGAAAUCCAGGGCUUAAAAACAAAGGUGUCAUUGUACGCUGAUGAUUCAUGUUUUCUUUUAAAUCCACAACUUGAAUCCCUCCACAGCCUCAUAGAGGAUCUAGAUACAUUUUCUAACCUUUCUGGAUUACAACCAAAUUAUGAUAAAUGUACUAUAUUACGUAUUGGAUCACAAAAAAAUAAAAAAUGUUACAUUACCAUGUAUUUUACCAAUAAAAUGGUCUGAUGGUUAUGUGGAUAUACUCGGAAUACAUAUCCCAAAUGAAAUAAAUACAUUUUAAUAGAAAGUUAGCCAAAAUAGAUAAGAUCUUGCUACCAUGGAAAGGUAAAUACCUGUCAAUUUGUGGAAAAAUCACCCUGAUUAACUCUUUAGUAUUAUCCCAGCUUACCUAUUUGCUUAUGGUCUUGCCUACGCCUAGCGAACAGUUUUUUAAAAUUAUAUGAGAGAAAAAUAUUCCAUUUUAUUUGGAAUGGCAAGCCAGACAAAAUGAAACGGGCCUAUUUAUAUAAUGAAUAUGAAUUCGGAGGACAGAAAUAUAUUAAAGCAUUAGACCUAUCAAUAAAAACUUCAGUCAUACAAAAUGUAUACUUAAAUCCGAACUGGUUCGCUAGGAAAUUAGUAAGAUUGUCUCACCCAAUGUUCAAGAAUGGCCUUUUUCCCGUUUAUUCAGAUUACAACCUCUCACUUUCAGUUAUUUGAAAAGGAAAUAAUCUCCCAAAUAUCACUAUUUCUAAAACAAGCCAUAGAAUGUUGGUUGCAAUUUCAAUUUAAUCCUCCAGAAACGACAGAAGAAAUAAUGCAACAAAUAUUGUGGUUAAACUCAAAUAUACUAAUUGAUCAAAAUUAUUUUUUUGAAUUAAUGUUUGAAAAAGGUAUAAUCUUCGUAAUGAUAUCAUAGGUAGGACUGGUGGAGUUAUGUCGCACAUGCAGCUAACAAAAACAUUUGGAAAUGUCUGCUCUACCCAAAAUUACAACCAAAUAAUUGCAGCAUUAUCGCAAAAAUGGAAGAGGAAAGUGGAAAGGGGAAAAAGUAAGGAACUUGUCUUUCGGCCCUGCAUUAAAGAACAUAAUUGGUUAAAGAAAAUGUUGAUUAAUAAAAAAGUAUACCAGUUUCUUUUAAGGACCAAAGGAUUGACAGCCGUCCCAUAUACCAAAAAUAGUUGGGAAGAUUUUUGACGUACCGAUUCCAUGGCAUAGUGUUUAUGAACUGAUACGCAAAACGACGCCGGAUUCAAAAUGUUUCAAUUUAAAUUAUUAUAUAAAAUUAUUGCUGCCAAUAGAUUGUUAUUUAUAUGGGGGAUACAAUCUUCCCUGCUCUGCAGAUUUUGCUGCGAAGAGACAGAAUCAUUAGAUAAUUUGUUUUGGUACUGUCCAUUUGUAGCUUGUUUUUGGACACAGGUCCAGGAAUGGCUAAAGGAUUGCAAUAUUUACCUGGAGCUAACCCUGCAGAUAGCACUACUGGGUGAUCUGAAAAGUCAUAAUCAAUCAAUCAAUAAUAUAAUAAUAUUUUUAGCAUAAAUGUUUAUUUUCAAUUUACAAUCUGUAGAAACGAUGAGAAUGGAAGGGUUCAGAACUUUUGUAAAACGUCACAGUACAGUUGAAAAAGAUAUGGCAAAUACAAAUCCAAUAUGGAUGGUGUUAAGAGAUAGAUGAGAGGGGUUGAAUGGAGUUGAAGGAUGGGACUAAUAACAACUAACAACAACUAAUAACAAGAUAACUAAUGUCAGCAUCCCGGAGUCGCCUCUUCACUGUUGACGUUGAGACUGGUGUUUUGCGGGUACUAUUUAAUGAAGCUGCCAGUUGAGGACCUGUGAGGCGUCUGUUUCUCAGUUGUGCACCGGGGCCUCCCACUCCUCUUUCUAUUCUGGUUAGAGCCAGUUUGCGCUGUUCUGUGAAGGGAGUAGUACACAGCGCUGUACGAGAUCUUCAGUUUCUUGUCAAUUUCUCGCAUGGAAUAGCCUUCAUUUCUCAGAACAAGAAUAGACUGACGAGUUUCAGAAGAAAGUUCUUUGUCUCUGGCCAUUUUGAGCCUGUAAUCGAACCCACAAUUGCUGAUGCUCCAGAUACUCAACUAGUCUCAAGAUGGCCAGUUGUAUUGCUUCUUUAAUCAGCACAACAGUUUUCAGCUGUGCUAACAUAAUUGCAAAAGGGUUUUCUAAUGAUCAAUUAGCCUUUUAAAAUGAUAAACUUGGAUUAACAAACACAACGUGCCAUUGGAACACAGGACUGAUGGUUGCUGAUAAUGGGCCUCUGUACGCCUAUGUAGAUAUCCCUAUGUAGAUAUUCCAAAUGGCUACAAUAGCCAUUUACAACAUUAACAAUGUCUACACUGUAUUUCUGAUCAAUUUGAUGUUAUUUUAAUGGACCAAAAAAUUUAUUAUCUUUUGAAAACAAGGAAAUUUGUAAGUGACCCAAACUUUUGAACGGUAGUGUAUGUAUAUGUAUGUAUGUAUGUGUGUGUAUAUGUAUAUGGGGUGUGUGUGUGUGUGUUAGUAUAGAGAGAGAUAGAGAUAUAUAGAUAUAUAGAGAUAUACAUAGAUAGAUAGAAUAUUUAUAUAGACAUAGAUAUACACAGAUAUAUAGAUAUAUAUAUAUAUAUACAAUAUAUAUAUAUAUAUAUACACAUAUCACAUAUACAGUUAUAUAUAUAUAUAGAUACACAUUAUAUAUAUAAUAUAUAUAUAUAUAUUAUUAUUAUAUAUAUAUAUAUAUUAUACACUUACAUAUUAUAUUGUACGUAUGUAUGUAUGUGUGCGUAUAUUUACACACACAUACAGAGGUGGUCCUCUGUAGCUCAAUGGUAGAGCAUGGCGCUUGUAAAGCCAGGUAGUGGGUCGAUCCCCGGGACCACCCAUACGGUAACAAUGUAUGACGCACAUGACUGUAAGUCGCUUUGGAGUAAAGCGUCUGCCUAACAUGGCAUAUUAUAUAUAUAUACAGCUGUGGAAAAAAUUAAGAGACCACUGCACAUUUUUCUUAAAUCAGCAUCUCUGCAUCUAUGACAGCCAUUCCAUUCCAGUGUCUGUUGAAUUCCAACACAGGCACACCUCAUUCUACUGAAUUAGGUACUGAUUAGGUGAUCACAUGAACCAAAUCUUAUUUAACAAGCAAAAUUAUAAAAACCACUGCUGUGGUCAUCACUAUCCUCUUGCAAUAGGUCCAGCUGGAUGGCAAAAACAGUGCUAAUAGUACCUCAAAAGUAAUAUUAAUCAAAAAAUAACUAUUGACCAUGACAAAAGAGUUGAAAAGGAAAGUUUUGAAUGAGGAAAAGAAGGGUUCAAUUCUGGCUUUACUGGCAGAGGGAUACAGUGAGCGUCAGGUUGCUUCCAUCCUUAAAAUUUCAAAGACGGUGGUUCAUAAGAACAAGGUCAAGCAGCAGACAUUGGAGACAACAAAGCUACAGACCGGCAGAGGGCGAAAACGACUCUCGACUGACCGGGAUGACCGCCAACUCAUUCGAAUGUCACUCAACAACCGUAGGAUGACAUCAAGUGACCUACAAAAAGAAUGGCAAAUGGCAGCUGGGGUGAAGUGCAUGGCGAGGAUGGUUCGAAACAGGCUCCUAGGGGCAUGGCUGAAGUCGUGCAAACCUAGAAAAAAGCCCUUCAUCAAUGAGAAGCAAAGAAGAGCCAGGCUGAGGUUUGCAAAAGACCAUAAGGAUUGGACCGUAGAGGUCAUCUUCUCUGAGUCCAAUUUUCAGCUUUGCCCAACACCUGGUCGUCUAAUGGUUAGAUGGAGACCUGGAGAGACCUACAAGCCACAGUGUCUCGCACCCACUGUGAAAUUUGGUGGAGGAUCGGUGAUGAUCAGGGGGUGCUUCAGCAAUGCUGUAAUCGGGCAGAUUUGUCUUUGUGAAGGACGCAUGAAUCAAGCCACGUACAAGGUUGUCCUGGAAGAAAACUUGCUUCCUUUUGCUCUGACAUUGUUCCCCAACUCGGAGGAUUGGUUUUUCCAGCAGAACAAUGCGCCAUGCCAUACAGCCAGGUCAAUCAAGGUGUGGAUGGAGGACCACCAGAUCAAGACCCUGUCAUGGCCAGCCCAAUCUCCAGACCUGAACCCCAUUGAAAACUUCUGUAAUGUGAUCAAGAGGAAGAUGGAUGGUCACAAGCCAUCAAACAAAGCCGAGCUGCUUGAAUUUUUGCGCCAGGAGGCGCAUAAAGUCUCCCAACAUCAAUGUGAAAGACUGGUGGAGAGCAUGCCAAUACCCAUGAAAGCUGUGAUAGAAAAUAUGUGUUAUUCCACCAAAUAUUGAUUUCUGAACUCUUCCUUAGUUAAAACAUUAGUUUUGUGUUGUUUAAAAAUGAACAUGAACUUAUUUUCUUUGCAUUAUUCGAGGUCUGACAACACUGCAUCUUUUUUGUUAUUUUGACCAGUUGUCAUUUUCUGCAAAUAAAUGCUCUAAAUGAUAAUAUUUUUAUUUGGAAUUAGGGAGAAAUGUUGUCAGUAGUUUAUAGAAUAAAACAAAAAUAUUAAUUUCACCCAAACACAUACCUAUAAAUAGUAAAACCAGAGAAAUGUAUAUUUUUGCAGUGGUCUCUUAAUUUUUCCCAGAGCUCGUCCUCUGUAGCUCAAUGUGGUCCUCUGUAGCUCAAUUGGUGGAGCAUGGCGCUUGUAACGCCAGGGUACUGGGUUCGAUCCCCGGGACCACCCAUACGUAAAAAUGUAUGCACACAUGACUGUAAGUCGCUUUGGAUAAAAGCAUCUGCUAAAUGGCAUAUUAUUGUAUUUUAUUUAUAUAUAUAUAUAUAUAUAUAUAUAUAUAUAUAUAUAUAUAUAUAUAUAUAUAUAUAUAUAUAUAUAUAUAUAUAUAUACACACACACACAGUGGGGGAAAAAAGUAUUUAGUCAGCCACCAAUUGUGCAAGUUCUCCCACUUAAAAAGAUGAGAGAGGCCUGUAAUUUUCAUCAUAGGUACACGGACAAAAUGAGAUUUUUUUUUCCAGAAAAACACAUUGUAGGAUUUUUAAUGAAUUUAUUUGCAAAUUAUGGUGGAAAAUAAGUAUUUGGUCACCUACAAACAAGCAAGAUUUCUGGCUCUCACAGACCUGUAACUUCUUCUUUAAGAGGCUCCUCUGUCCUCCACUCAUUACCUGUAUUAAUGGCACCUGUUUGAACUUGUUAUCAGUUUAAAAGACACCUGUCCACAACCUCAAACAGUCACACUCCAAACUCCACUAUGGCCAAGACCAAAGAGCUGUCAAAGGACACCAGAAACAAAAUUGUAGACCUGCACCAGGCUGGGAAGACUGAAUCUGCAAUAGGUAAGCAGCUUGGUUUGAAGAAAUCAACUGUGGGAGCAAUUAUUAGGAAAUGGAAGACAUACAAGACCACUGAUAAUCUCCCUUGAUCUGGGGCUCCACGCAAGAUCUCACCCCGUGGGGUCAAAAUGAUCACAAGAACGGUGAGCAAAAAUCCCAGAACCACACGGGGGGACCUAGUGAAUGACCUGCAGAGAGCUGGGACCAAAGUAACAAAGCCUACCAUCAGUAACACACUACGCCGCCAGGGACUCAAAUCCUGCAGUACCAGACGUGUCCCCCUGCUUAAGCCAGUACAUGUCCAGGCCCGUCUGAAGUUUGCUAGAGUGCAUUUGGAUGAUCCAGAAGAGGAUUGUGAGAAUGUCAUAUGGUCAGAUGAAACCAAAAUAGAACUUUUUGGUAAAAACUCAACUCGUCAUGUUUGGAGGACAAAGAAUGCUGAGUUGCAUCCAAAGAACACCAUACCUACUGUGAAGCAUGGGGGUGGAAACAUCAUGCUUUGGGGCUGUUUUUCUGCAAAGGGACCAGGACGACUGAUCCGUGUAAAGGAAAGAAUGAAUGGGGCCAUGUAUCAUGAGAUUUUGAGUGAAAACCUCCUUCCAUCAGCAAGGGCAUUGAAGAUGAAACGUGGCUGGGUCUUUCAGCAUGACAAUGAUCCCAAACACACCGCCCGGGCAACGAAGGAGUGGCUUCGUAAGAAGCAUUUCAAGGUCCUGGAGUGGCCUAGCCAGUCUCCAGAUCUCAAAAAUGUUUAUUUUUAAUUCACAAUCUGUAGAAGCAAUGAGAAUAGAAAGGUUCAGAACUUUUGUAAAACAUCACAGUACGGUUGAAAUAUAUAUGGCAAAUAGAAAUCCUAUAUGGAUGGUGUUAAGAGAUAAAUGGGAGGUAUUGAAUAGAGUUGAAGGAUGGGACUAAUAACAAAUAACAACAAAUAAUAACAAAGAUAGCUAAUAAUGUAAGCAUACUGUGUCCAUAAUAAGUAUAUAGGUUGUAUGUUGGGAGCUUUUGGGAAAGAGCACAGUUAGAAAGAUAUGGCAUUUAGAAGCAAACCGGAUGGACAUCAUGAAAAUGAUCGGAGAGGUUGAGAGUAGAAGAAGUUCAGGAGCAAAAAAAUAUAAAUAUAUAUAUAUAUAAUUAUUGUAAAAUUAACUCUGUCCAUAAGGUGUAGAUAGUAAGUAUAGACCGGAAGUAGAGGCCUGGGCGUUGUUGUUCACUAAUUUACUCCAAGUAGGGAAAGGAUGGUGGGGUUGAAAAGUAAUAAAGGGGAAUAUAUAUAUAAAAAAUAAAAAUACAACAUGGGGGAUUGGAAGUGAUGCAGACAAUUACAUUGAUAGAAGAUACAAUCUAUCUGCAAUAUUAAGCUGAUCCAUUCCCCCCCCCCAAAAAAAAAAAAAAAAAAAAAAAAGUAACACCAGCCCCACCGUCAAACAUGGAGGUGGAAACAUUAUGCAUUGGGGGUGUUUUUCUGCUAAGGGGUUAGGACAACUUCACCGCAUCAAAGGGACGAUGGCCGGGGCCAUGUACCGUCAAAUCUUGGAUGACAACCUCCUUCCCUCAGCCAGGGCAUUGAAAAUGGGUCGUGGAUGGGUAUUCCAGCAUGACAAUGACCCAAAACACACGGCCAAGGCAACAAAGGAGUGGCUCAAGACGAGGCACAUUAAGGUCCUGGAGUGGCCUAGCCAGUCUCCAGACCUUAAUCCCAUAGAAAAUCUGUGGAGGGAGCUGAAGGUUCGAGUUGCCAUACGUCAGCCUCAACCUUAAUGACUUGGAGAAGAUCUGCAAAGAGGAGUGGGACAAAAUCCCUACUGAAAUGUGUGCAAACCUGGUGGCCAACUACAAGAAACGUCUGACCUCUGUGAUUGCCAACAAGGGUUUUGCCACCAAGUACUAAGUCAUGUUUUGCAGAAGGGUCAAAUACUUAUUUCCCUCAUUAAAAUGCAAAUCAAUUUAUAACAUUUUUGACAUGCAUUUUUCUGGAUUUUUUUGUUGUUAUUCUGUCUCUCACUGUUCAAAUAAAUAUACCAUUAAAAUUAUAGACUGAUCAUUUCUUUGUCAGUGGGAAAACGUACAAAAUCAGCAGGGGAUCAAAUACUUUUUUCCCCCACUAUAUACAGUGGGGAAAACAUUUUAUUUAGUCAGCCACCAAUUGUGCAAGUUCUCCCACUUAAAAAGACGAGACGCCUGUAAUUUUCAUCAUAGGUACACGUCAACUAUGACAGACAAAAUGAGAAGAAAAAAAUCCAGAAAAUCUUUUUCUUUAUGAAUUUAUUUGCAAAUUAUGGUGGAAAAUAAGUAUUUGGUCACCUACAAACAAGCAAGAUUUCUGGCUCUCACAGACCUGUAACUUCUUCUUUAAGAGGCUCCUCUGUCCUCCACUCGUUACCUGUAUUAAUGGCACCUGUUUGAACUUGUUAUCAGUAUAAAAGACACCUGUCCACAACCUCAAACAGUCACCCUCCAAACUCCACCAGGACGACUGAUCCGUGUAAAGGAAAGAAUGAAUGGGGCCAUGUAUCGUGAGAUUUUGAGUGAAAACCUCCUUCCAUCAGCAAGGGCAUUGAAGAUGAAACGUGGCUGGGUCUUUCAGCAUGACAAUGAUCCCAAACACACCGCCCGGGCAACGAAGGAGUGGCUUCGUAAGAAGCAUUUCAAGGUCCUGGAGUGGCCUAGCCAGUCUCCAGAUCUCAACCCCAUAGAAAAUCUUUGGAGGGAGUUGAAAGUCCGUGUUGCCCAGCGACAGCCCCAAAACAUCACUGCUCUAGAGGAGAUCUGCAUGGAGGAAUGGGCCAAAAUACCAGCAACAGUGUGUGAAAACCUUGUGAAGACUUACAGAAAACGUUUGACCUGUGUCAUUGCCAACAAAGGGUAUAUAACAAAGUAUUGAGAAACUUUUGUUAUUGACCAAAUAUUUAUUUUCCACCAUAAUUUGCAAAUAAAUUCAUAAAAAAUCCUACAAUGUGAUUUUCUGGAUUUUUUCUCCUCAUUUUGUCUGUCAUAGUUAUCUGCAAUAUUAAAGCUGAUCUACCCCCGUAAAAUAAAUAAAUAAAAAAGAUGCAGGCAGUAAUUAAUUUGCAUUUUAUUGCAUGACAUAAGUAUUUGAUACAUCAGAAAAGCAGAACUUAAUAUUUGGUACAGAAACCUUUGUUUGCAAUUACAGAGAUCAUACGUUUCCUGUAGGUCUUGACCAGGUUUGCACACACUGCAGCAGGGAUUUUGGCCCACUCCUCCAUACAGACCUUCUCCAGAUCCUUCAGGUUUCGGGGCUGUCGCUGGGCAAUACGGACUAUCAGCUCCCUCUAAAGAUUUUCUAUUGGGUUCAGGUCUGGAGACUGGCUAGGCCACUCCAGGACCUUGAGAUGCUUCUUACGGAGCCACUCCUUAGUUGCCCUGGCUGUGUGUUUCGGGUCGUUGUCAUGCUGGAAGACCCAGCCAAGACCCAUCUUCAAUGCUCUUACUGAGGGAAGGAGGUUGUUGGCCAAGAUCUCGCGAUACAUGGCCCCAUCCAUCCUCCCCUCAAUACGGUGCAGUCGUCCUGUCCCCUUUGCAGAAAAGCAUCCCCAAAGGAUGAUGUUUCCACCUCCAUGCUUCACGGUUGGGAUGGUGUUCUUGGGGUUGUACUCAUCCUUCUUCUUCCUCCAAACACGGCGAGUGGAGUUUAGACCAAAAAGCUCUAUUUUUGUCUCAUCAGACCACAUGACCUUCUCCCAUUCCUCCUCUGGAUCAUCCAGAUGGUCAUUGGCAAACUUCAGACGGGCCUGGACAUGCGCUGGCUUGAGCAGGGGGACCUUGCGUGCGCUGCAGGAUUUUAAUCCAUGACGGCGUAGUGCGUUACUAAUGGUUUUCUUUGAGACUGUGGUCCCAGCUCUCUUCAGGUCAUUGACCAGGUCCUGCUGUGUAGUUCUGGGCUGAUCCCUCACCUUCCUCAUGAUCAUUGAUGCCCCACAAGGUGAGAUCUUGCAUGGAGCCCCAGACCGAGGGUGAUUGACCGUAAUCUUGAACUUCUUCCAUUUUCUAAUAAUUGCGCCAACAGUUGUUGCCUUCUCACCAAGCUGCUUGCCUAUUGUCCUGUAGCCCAUCCCAGCCUUGUGCAGGUCUACAAUUUUAUCCCUGAUGUCCUUACACAGCUCUCUGGUCUUGGCCAUUGUGGAGAGGUUGGAGUCUAUUUGAUUGAGUGUGUGGACAGGUGUCUUUUAUACAGGUAACGAGUUCAAACAGGUGCAGUUAAUACAGGUAAUGAGUGGAGAACAGGAGGGCUUCUUAAAGAAAAACUAACAGGUCUGUGAGAAAAAAAACAUGGGGGUUUGGAAGUGAUGCAGACAAUUACAUUGAUGGAAGUUACAAUCUAUCUGCAAUGUUAAAGCUGAUCUACCCCCUAAAUAAAAAUGUAUCCUGCAUAUCCGCAGGCUAUAUUGGGAAAUGGGCUAUUGGAAGUGCUGUCUUUCUUACGCAUAUCGUUUGUCGUCUUUGGUGUGCCUAUCAAUGCACAAGCCCUUUUUUCCCCACUCGUAGCGAUAAAAUAAUUGUAUUAAGUCUAUGUGAAAGUUUUACUGCUCUUGAAUUUUCAAAUGCAUGCUUUCAUUAGUAAGUGUGUGGAGUGAAAUGUGUAGUGUCAGUUAUCUAGGGUUGAACUCAGUUGACCAAAGUUAGCUCGCUAACUGUUUUAUGCCAUUUACACCCCAAUAUUGACAAAGAUCGUUUUUUUUCCCAAUCUUAGAAUCUGAAUACUUGUAUGUUUUCAUCUGUGAAUGUGUUUGUCUUCUGUCUCUAUAGUUCUAUAAGAAGAAACAUGGAGUGGUGGUGUUCCAGCAGAGCAGCCGAGGAGAGAACAUGAUGCUGGAGAUCAUACCUAGCAAAGAGGAACCAGUGAGUAUGGACACACAGUCUUGUUUCUAUGACGAGUCGAAGACUGUUAGAAACACUAUGCCUGGAGCAGAAGUAGUAGAUUUUGUUUCUCACCCCCUUCUCCCUCUCUCUAUCCCUCUUUCUUAUCCUCCCCACUCUCUCCCCAUUUCAGAUGUGUGAUAAUGUAGCCUCCCUGGUCCUGGGUCGGUCUGUCUUUGUCAACUGGCCCCACCUAGAGGAGGCCAGGGUGGUAGCAGUGUCUGACGGGGAGAGAAAGUAAGAGCCACACUUAGUUCUACUCAUGCCUAAUGAGGGCUAAACUUAACUACAGUGCUAAACCUGAACUGUCUGUCACGGCCCUUCUUUCAGUUCUCAUUAGACUAUAACUUUGAAGUACACCGAGUUGUCGAUUUUCAUCAAUAUCUAUCUCCUUCCACCUCCAACCCUCCUUUCCCCUACAUUUUCUCUCUCCCUCCUUCACUCACCCCUCCCCCUCAGGUUCUUCCUGGAAGAGCCGGCAGGGAUGCAGAAACUGUACGACAGGGACUCUCCUCCCCCCACUAAGGUCACCUACCUCAGUGACAAAGAACAGAAGGACUGGGUUAAGGACGUACAGGGCAUCACUGAGCAGUAAGCAUCUAUUUGUUAUAAAAACGUAUGUUUGUCAUCAAAGUGGAGUAGUUUUUCAGUGUGGUCUUGUGUAUGUUGGAUUUCUGCACCCUCUUUGGUAGAAGUGCCGUCCUAUGAGUCUAUACAUUUUUUUUACUUGACCUUUAUUUCACCAAGAAGUCCCAUUUUGGUCAGAAGACCUCUUUUUCUAGGGAGACCUGUGUUUUGCCUGACCACUCUCCCUACCAUAAUACCUCUGUUUCUCUCUCCUGCUCUCUCGAGUACGAGAGAGCGCGAGGACGAUAGCAGAGAGCGAGCAUCGGCAGAGAGAGAGCGAGAGAGUGAGAUACCGUCUCGCGCUCUAUUCAUGGAUCGCUCGGAGUCUGCUCUCUCUACUCUAAGCAGAUCUUGCUUCUCUCUCUCUACUCUCUCUCUCUUCUAUCCUCUCUCUCUCUCUCUCCCUCCCACCUGUUUCCCCUCUCUCUCUCCCCUCAAUCUCAGUUUCAGUAAGCGUAAGGGCGUCACUGUGAAUGAGACUGCGGUGGUGUUGUAUACCCAGCUGCUGACAGGCAGGAAGUAUGUACCUGGGCAGAGUGGACAGGUGCACCUGGAGAAACAGUGGGCCAAGCAGAUACUGCCCUACCCCUACCAGACCAUCGUCAAGGUGAGCACAGACGCGUACACUGUGCAAUAUAGACAAAAAUCAAUAUUGUGAUAAAUUGCCUGAAUUUUGUGAUAAUGAUAAAUAGAACGAUAACUUUAUAACAUUAAUGUGCACCACAGGUUUUGGGGAAUUAUUAUUUAAACUACUACUAGUUUGAUUGUUGUAGCCAUCAAUUGUCCCAUUAAAAUUCAACCUUAUUAGCAAACUUAUUUCAUUUCAAACUUCACAUUUCUCUAGUAUAGGCUACUUAUCGUAAUUAACAAUAUCAGUAAAAUGCCUACGAUAACUAUGGUCGGUAUCACACACACACACACAUACACACACACACACACACACACACACACAACUCUCUCCCUCUCUCUCUCAGGACAUCAAAGCCUUUGACUCAUCGUCGACUCGCUUCAAGACCCUGGAGGAGCUAUUUCCCCCGACGACCACGGUGUUCAUGGUGGGGAACCCCUACUACGGUGCCAUGGGAGAGGUCGGCACCACUUCCUGUUUCCUGUCUCUACUUCCUGUCUAAGCCUUAAACACUUCCUUAUUGACCUGGACUACUUGCCCUUUCUAUGCCAGUUGUUGUCGUUCUUUUGCAUUACCCUUUCCGCCUCUUAAUAACAACAGUCCUGACAAAGCUAAAUGUGUAGAGUCAUGAAAUGAGGAUCUGUGAGAAAAGCCUUUCAUGCUUUUCCCUUUGGUCACACAGGUGCAGGAGUCCAGUGAUGUCAUCAAAGAGGGACGGGUGCGGGUGGUGUUCACGGUGCCCUGUGAACCACCGAUGGAAUCCUUAAUACAGAACCAGCAUGUAAGUCAUUCUCAAAACGACACCUCUCUCACACUCCUCCCUUGCCCCACCACAUGACCAAACAUGUGCAGCCUUUCCAAGCUCACCCUCUCCUCUCUCUCUCCUGAAAGAAAUACUGUGUGAAGUACAGUCCUGGCUACGUUCUGGCCUCACGCCUUGGCAUCACCGGCUACCUCGUCUCCAGAUUCUCUGGCAGCAUCUUUGUCGGCAGAGGAUCCAAGAAAAAGUGAGUGAACACAUUUCAAAUAACAGCCUGUUCUCCAUUAAGUGCACUACUUUUGACCAUAUAGGUUGUUUUGCAUGUGUCUAAUAAACCAUGUCGCUCUCUCCCUCCGUGUCUUUCUUCUGUUCUCCCUCUCUCCCUGUCCCCCCUCAGUCCCCAUGGGGAGCAGAAGGCUAACGUGGGUCUGAACCUGAAGUUCAAUAAGAAGAAUGAGGAGGUGCCAGGUUACACCAAGAGAACAGAGAAGGAGUGGCUCUACUCUGACGCUGUGGAGGAACUGAUGGCUGAGUACCUGGAUAGGUGUGUGAAACAGCGUUGUGCGUGUUAGUGUGUGUGGUGUGUGUGAAACAGCAUUGUGCGUGUUAUUGUUAGUGUGUGUGCGUGUGUAACCUGCCUUGUGUGUCUCCUGUAGGUUCUCUGAGGUGUUUGACCUGGUGUCCAGGAACAGUCACGAUGAUGUCUUCUAUGAGGAUGACAUCUGGCCUGGAGUGGACGAAAACGGGUAGCACUCAUAUUCAUGCAUUUAACACUCAUAAUUUACACUCAGUCAUACAGUCAUAAUAGUUAAACUUGUAUGCUUGCAACACUUACACACUUAAGACUUGCAUUCAGAUUUUCUUAAACACACAUAGAAAACACUAGGAGUACGUUGGUAUGUAUCAAGGCAGAAGUAGAUAAGUGGUAGUAAUAUUGAGAAUGGUGGUGAGGGUAGUUGUGAUGGGGAUGGUUUUCCGGCAGGGCGGAGAGGGUGAAGGAGAUCACUUCCUGGUUGAAGACACACCCAGUCGCCGACAUCGCCCGCGCGUCAUGUGACCUGCAGAUCCUGGACACUGCCAUCGUGGAGCAGAUCGAGGAGGAAGUGGCUAAGGUAACUGGGGGCUGUCAAUGAUUUAUCUGUCCUCUCCCUCAGCUUUAUCAUCAAUAUUAUCUCUGUCAAUCAUUUAUAUCAAAUCUAAUUUUAUUGGUCACAUACACGUGUUUAGCAGAUGUUAUUGCGGGUGUAGCGAAAUGCUUGUGCUUCUAGCUCCGACAGUGCAGUAAUAUUUAACAAGGAAUAUCUAACAAUUUCACAAAAUAUACCCAAUGCACACAUCUAAGUAAGGAAUGAAUUAAGAAUACAUAUAUGGACGAGCGAUGUCAGAGCGGCAUGGACUAAGAUACAGUAGAAUAGUAUAGAAUACAGUAUAUACAUUUGAGAUGAGUAAUGCAAGAUAUGUAAACAUUAUUAAAGUGACUAGUGUUCCAUUUAUUAAAGUGGCCAGUGAUUUCUAAUCUGUGUAUAUAGGCAGCAGCCUCUAAUGUGGUAGUGAUGGCUGUUUAAAGGUCUGAUGGCCUUGAGAUAGAAGCUAUUUUUCAGUCUCUCUGUCCCAGCUUUGAUGCACCUGUACUGACCUUGCCUUCUGGAUGAUAGCGGGGUGAACAGGCAGUGUCUCGGGUGGUUGAUGUCCUUGAUGAUCUUUUUGGCCUUCCUGUGACAACGGGUGCUGUAGGUGUCCUGGAGGGCGGGUAGUUUGCCCCCGGUAAUGCGUUGUGCAGACCACUACACUCUCUGGAGAGCCUUGCGGUUGCGGGCGGUGCUGUUGCUUUACCAGGCGGUGAUACAGCCAGACAGGAUGCUCUCAAUUGUGCAUCUGUAAAAGUAUGUGAGGGUUUUAGGUGCCAAGCCUAAUUUCUUCAGCCCCCUGAGGUUGAAGAGGCUCUGUUGCGCCUUCUUCACCACACUGUGUGGGUGGUCCAUUUCAGUUUGUCAGUGAUGUGUACGCCAAGGAACUUGAAGCUUUCCACCUUCUCCACUGCGGUCCCGUCGAUGUGGAUAGAGGGGUGCUCUCUCUCCCUCGGCACUGUCAUCAAUAUUCUCUCUGUCAAUCAUUUAUCUGUCAUCGAUAUUCUCUCUGUCAAUCAUUUAUCUGUCAUCUCCCUCGGCUCUGUCAUCGAUAUUCUCUCUGUCAAUCAUUUAUCUGGCUACUCUUACCCUCAUUUUUCUGUCAAUUUAAUAAGGUAGGUGGAUGGACACACUACUCAACAAGCCCUUCCUUCACUGUCAAUUAUCAAUUGAAUAUUGUUUGUAGUGUUCCUGUAGUCCCUCUUACCUCCCUCUGUUUCUCAGGUGAAGAAGAGCAGCAAGAAAGUGCGUGUGACCGUGAAGCCCCAUUUGCUCUUCAGGGUGAGGAGUGUGUGUGGAGAGGAACAUUUAUGACUGUCUGUGUCAUAUAGUGGGUGACAAGGACAUUAAAACCUCCAUAUUGGUCCAACACAUACAACUGCUCUAAACCCUGGUGUGUGUGUGUCCCUCCCUCCAGCCUUUAGAGCAGCAGCACGGUGUGGUCCCUGACCCGGAUGCAGAGUACCACCUGUUUGACCGGGUGGUCAAUGUCAGAGAGAGCUUCUCUGUCCCCCUCGGCCUCCGAGGAACCAUCAUCGGCAUCAAGGGAUGUAAGUAGGCGCACACAACACACCCACACUUGGUUACAUCUCUCUCACACUCACUCACUCUUUCUCUCAUAUACAACAUACACACGGCCACCCUCUCAUCUUUGAACCGUCUCUAAACCGAUGUUAAACGUCUCUCCCAUGGCAGCUGAUCGGGAGGCUGAGGUUUUGUAUGAGGUUGUGUUUGAUGAAGAGUUUGCCGGUGGACUUAAUAUCAGGUACAGUCUCAUGUCUGUGUUUCAUUGUUUCACAUAGGCCUAUGUUAAGUGUUUCAGGCCUUUGAUUCAUAACAUAUUUUAUUUUAGGUUAUGCGUUUUUUUUAUGUCAAGUACCUGUGUUUUGUGACUGUGGCCCAUUGUCUGAUCUGACUGUUGUUCUGGGUGACUGUAGUUUGCCUAACUGUGGUCUGUUGCCUGACUAGGUGUGCGUCAGGCCGUGGCUACAGGCUUCCUCCGUGUGCCUUAAUCAACCUGAGCCAUGGGGGCCGUGUGGAGCAGGGCUCCCACAAACUGACCGCCAUCGUCAAGCCCCAGCCUGCCUCCUCCCACCACCACACACACAACAAAGGACAGCUGGCCGGGCUCAACCACUCCCCACGCUCACCCUUCAUACCCACACAGGUAGGACUGGAGUAGAGCAUAUUACGCAUGUACUCACGUCACGUUUGCACACACACACACUCAAAUAAGAAUGGGUUAAAUCUCCCACUCAUUAGACUAAACCAGAAUAGAUCCUAGUGAAUCGCCUCCAACUUUCUCUCUGUUUCUCACAUUUGCCCACCAUACUCUCUAUCUACCUCCCUCUGUAUGUCUUGAUGUAAACAUUACCUCCUCUCUCUCUCUCCCUUUGUCUGUCUCUCCAUCUGUCUCGCUCACUCUCCCUCGGUCUCUCUCCCUCUCUCGCCCUCUCUCUCUUUCUCCAUCUCUCUCUCUCUCUCCCUCUGUCUCUCUCAGCAGCAGAACGGCAGACAAAACAUUCUCAGGGCAGACACUCAGGGCAACAAAAAUGUGCACCACAAUGCCCUCAGCCAGAAACACCAGCCUAAGGUAAGCCUGUGUUUGUUCUCUCUCUGGCUCUCUGUUUGUGUAUGAGUUUUUCUGUAUACAAAGCUAGAUUAGUGUGUGGUGGAGUGUGUGUAACAUCUCUCUGUCCCUCUCUGUGACUGCAGGGUAAAGAUGAGGAGUUCAGUAAUGUGUGGCAGUCUCUGCAGAGUUCUGGAAUGCCUCAGAAACCACCAGCCCAUUGGCAACAAGGCAAUGUAAGUCCAUUCAUAACUUUGUCUGUACCAGUGUCAAUGUAAAGUGUUACAAUACUCACAUUGUGAGUGUAGUAGUGUUCAUUGUUGCUUUUUGUGUGUGUGUGUGUCUAUGCGUGCGAAUAAAGCUAUUGUACAUCUCUCUGUGUGACCUGACCCCCAUCUCUGUGUGUGUCUGUCCCCAGGUGGGUAAUUCUGCCUGGGCUCCAGGGUCUCCCGGACAGGAAGGGCAGUUCCAGGGGCAACAGGGCAGGAACCAACCCCAGAGUCAACAACAGCAACCCCCCAAACCUGUAAGUCACCAUUUCAUCCUAACGUUUGAACCCUUAUACACCUACAUCCCUAACCUUUGAACCCUACACAUUCCUAAACAUCAAACCACAUCUCUUUGGUCCUUACUUUAGCUCCCAUCAUCACCCCCAGCUGUAGACAAAUAGCAGGCAGUGGCCAGGGUCCUCAGCAGGCAGCUUAGCCAGUGGAGUCAGGACUACAAAUGAAAUGAAACUAGUCAAUAAAAUGCACUUUCCGAAAGCCGAUUUCAGUGUGGGGUUUGUUAUUACAAGUGGAAGGCUGUGUGUAGACUAAGUUGUUAGUUUAGUCAAACAUCAGUGAAGAUGAAAUAACAUUUUGAUGUUAUCGGGAGGUGAGUGAAGUGUGAGAGAGAGGUGAGAUUUUUCUUAUUUUUUGUUGUUGAAAGAUGUCAAUGUGCGAGUUCUGUGAGGGGGAAUGAGGUGUGUGUAUGCGUGUCUUUGUGUAAGAGAGAUAUGAUGUGUGUGUGUCUGGGAAAGAGAGAGCGAUACAACAUGUGUGUAAAACUUCAUGUUGUUUUAUAGGGUCCAGCAGGAAGUAUCAGACUGCUGAAGAGAAAUGAAGAUGUCGACUCUCUGUUUCCCGCUCAGAACGCCACAAAGAAGGUACACACACACACACACACACACACACACACACACACACACACACACACACACACACACACACACACACACACACACACACACACACACACAAUCUUACCCACCUGUCCCCCUCUGUCUCCAGCAAACAGAGUUUGAGGAGUUGAUCGCCAACCUGAAGAUCACCAAGGGCAACGAGCCAACUCCACCCCCUCCAGCCAAGGAGCCCACGAGCCAAUCGGAAGAGCCGCUGUCGCCACAAUCGUUCGCAAUGGUGGGUAAUAGACUAGUACAGUCACUGGUUGGUCUUAUGCUAUAGUGCACUCAGGGCCCAUAUCAAACUCUUAAAUUAGAUUUAUCCGCUUCUUCCUUGUGGUUUGUUGUAGUAGUCAGUAGACUAAUUGUGAUUGGUUGUUCUCCUGUGUGUAGAAGGGGACUCUGGCCCUGAAGGAGAUGCUGAACAUUGGCUCAGCCCCUGACUCCACUAGUCCCACCUCCUCCAACACACAGCAGCAGAACAGGAGAAGACCCACCAAGAAACUGGGUGAGCUGAAAUACAGGGUUUAACUACAUGUUUAGAUACAGGUGGAACUAUUUGGAGAUACGACAAAUAUUAAACCAGUUUUUCUACCUUCCCCUUCUCGUCCUUCCCCAUCUUUCCUUUCAUCUCUCCUUUCUCCCUCCUUCCACCUCUUUCCAUAUCGCUCUCCCUCCUCCCCUUUGCUCCAUCUCUUUUCACCCCCUUUCUCUCGUUCUACCCUCAUCCUCUCCACCUCACCCCUCUGUCUGUCUCAGCGGCGAGGAUGGGAGACUUAGUGUUACCUCUGGCCCCAGCAGCAGCAGCAGUCCCUCCCCUGCAGGCCCCCCAGCCCUCCUCCAUGGUCCCCAGUGUGGCCUCAGAGCUGGCUAGGAUCUGUAUAGGCCUGGGCAUGGCCCCACCCGACUUCACCUUCAUACGCAGCAGACAGGUGAGGCAGAGACACAUACACACAUAGCAGGCAAGCACACACAGACAUGUUACAUGCACAUACACAUGUAGCAGGCACACACACACACACAGUGUUGUCAAAGUGUAAAAUUGUGGGCACAUCCUUUAGCAACGUCCCUACAUCUCUCUGUUUCUCAAAGUCGUCUUCUCUCGCUACCUCCACCUCCAUUCUCUCUCUUCCUCUCUCUCCUCCUCCUCUCCCAGGGUUUGAUGGUGUGUCAGGUGAAGCUCUCCAGUGGUCUGCUGGUCCACGGUCCCCAGAGUCAGUCUGAGAAUGAAGCCAAAGAGAAGGCAUCCCUCUUCGCCCUGCAGCGCCUUGUGAGUGUGGUGUGUGUCCCUACUGUACCUCUGCACGAUCUGUCUGUGUGUGUGUGUUUACACGUGCAUGUCAAACUGUUUCUUUAUUAUUUUAUUGUGUGUAUAUAUUUGACUAAUGUCUCCUAUACUUCUGUUUUUUAACCUCUCUCUCUGUCUCCUGUAGAAUUCGGUGGGUUCUGGGUUCCCCCUGCCUCCGCCUCUGUUCUCCGGGGUCGGCCAGAUAAGGGGACCGCCCAUGGGACCCAUCUCUAACGUAUUCGGCCAAUCAGGUGAGACCUGCCGUCAUGUGGGGCGUCUAUAAUGAUACUAAAGUAUACUGUAACAGUACGACCACUCUGGGUGCAGUUAUGCCUUUCGCCUUGUUGGUUUUAGGACACUUAUGAAUACAGGAUGUGAACCUAACCCGUUCUCUGUCUCCCCCCCCCCCCCCCACUCCAGGUGGUCUGCUAAUCCCUCCUCAGGGGUAUGGUCCUCUCCACUGGGGCAUGCCCCUCCCGUCCCACCAGGGACAGCCCUUCUACGGUGGCACCUUCCCUGGCGCCCGGCCCCAAGCACCCUCCGUUCCCAUCGGCUCACACAACCAGUUUGUCCCCCUGCAGGUAGGAGCUCCAGAACCUGUUUCUGUGGUUUACACCAGAACCUGUUUCUGUGGUUCACAUUAAAUAUGGUUCACAACAACACAGUAUUGUGCGCAUAUGUGGCCAAAAGAAACAUAUUGAUAGUAUUUGGGGAUUCCAUCACAGAUUAGCCUAGAGAAAUUACGAUUAUUAACUGUGUGUGUUCUCACACAAUCCUAACCUCUAAAUUCUAACCCCUGUCAGGUGACUAAGAAGCGCGUGUCAUCAGGCAAGAAGCCACAGGAGUUCUACAAUGCGGCUCACACGGUGAGGAACCAAGCCCAGAGUAACGAAGCCCAGUCUCACUCCCAACCCUCCCUAUCCCCGGCCCCCUCAGCAACUCCUGCAGCCCCCAUCACACCCCCAAAGACCGCCGAGGACCCCCCUGAGACGGCUGGGACCCCCUCCACGCCACAGACGCCACGCCAGAACACCACGCCAGGCCAUGGCCACACCCCUGGUUCCGCCUCCAAGAGGAAACACAGGAAACUGGCGGUCAACUUCGAA
Coregonus sp. 'balchen' is the source of this 22395-nucleotide messenger RNA. Lineage: Eukaryota; Metazoa; Chordata; Actinopteri; Salmoniformes; Salmonidae. The record is from the annotation of a GenBank genome assembly.